AUCAUGUUUUCAUUCCAGCGGAGGCAUACCUGAACGGCAAAAAGAGGACACUGCACAUACAGAUCAACAGGGCGGUUUUUGCAGAGCACGUCGAGGAUCUGUCCACAAAGAGAUCACAUUGAUGUUGUUGUUAGCCAAGCAGCUAGCACAAGCUGUCAUUUGUUAGCUAACUAGCUAACGGAGGACCCUGUUAGCUCACCGCCACCAUCGUCGCUCCUAGCCAGCUGUGCAUCGCCCUGUCCUCCUACGAUGGGAAACGCAGCCACUGCCAAGAAAGGCAACGAGCAGGAAAGCGUAAAAGAGUUCUUAGCUAAAGCCAAAGAAGAUUUUUUAAGAAAAUGGGAGUGUCCACCACAGAGCACAACUGGCCUGGAUGACUUUGAUAGGUUCAAGACGCUGGGCACUGGCUCAUUCGGGCGAGUUAUGCUGGUCAAACAUAAAGAAACAAAUCAGUUCUACGCCAUGAAGAUCUUGGAUAAACAAAAAGUGGUGAAGUUGAAGCAGAUAGAACACACACUAAAUGAGAAGAGGAUACUACAGGCCGUCUCUUUCCCGUUCCUCGUCAGAUUGGAGUACUCUUUCAAGGAUAACUCAAACCUCUACAUGGUGAUGGAAUAUGUCCCCGGUGGAGAGAUGUUCUCACACCUCAGACGUAUUGGAAGGUUCAGUGAAAACCAUGCAAGAUUUUAUGCAGCUCAGAUAGUACUCACCUUUGAGUACCUUCACUCCUUAGACCUCAUCUACAGAGACCUGAAGCCUGAAAACCUGCUCAUAGAUCAACAUGGGUAUAUCCAGGUCACAGACUUUGGCUUUGCCAAAAGAGUAAAAGGCAGGACCUGGACAUUGUGUGGAACUCCUGAGUACCUGGCUCCAGAGAUCAUCCUCAGCAAGGGCUACAACAAAGCUGUGGACUGGUGGGCUCUAGGAGUUCUCAUCUAUGAAAUGGCUGCUGGUUACCCUCCCUUUUUUGCUGAUCAGCCGAUCCAGAUCUACGAAAAGAUUGUGUCCGGCAAGGUACGAUUUCCCUCUCACUUUAGCUCCGACCUGAAGGAUCUGCUGAGAAACCUGCUCCAGGUCGACCUGACAAAGAGAUAUGGCAACCUGAAGAACGGUGUGAAUGACAUAAAAAAUCACAAGUGGUUCUCCCAAACGGACUGGAUUGCCAUCUAUGAGCGAAAGGUUGAAGCUCCCUUCCUGCCAAAGUGCAGAGGUCCAGGAGACACAAGCAACUUUGACGAUUACGAAGAGGAGGACAUUCGUGUGUCACAAACAGAAAAGUGUGCAAAAGAGUUUGCUGAGUUCUAGUAAAUGGGCAAGUGUCCCGUCAGGGAUCAUACUUUUUGGGAUAUUUGCACUCUCCUGAGGGUUACGGUGGAACUGAGGCCAUCCCGUGUUCAAAACAAAUGCCUCGUUCCUUCAUCCCACACAGCCGAAUGAGGUCCUUCUUGCCAUGAUCCUGCGUGCAGUUAGCACUAUCCUAUACACAGGCACAUUAUGCAGACAACCCUUGUGCUGCAACACAAAAAAUACUAGACCACGUUCUCAUCUUUUGUCUUUUUUCUUCUGUUCUUCUGUUUUUUUGUUUGCCGCUCCCUCCUCCUUAUUUCAGUUCAAAUAAUUAUUUGAAAAGCAACAUGAAAACUAAUCUUGUGCCCAUUUUUAAAUGGCACAAAGAGUGAUUGAUUGUAUUAGCUGGUAUUGCACAUAUUGUGAUUUAAGCUCCGGGAAAAUUGAAGGGAUUAUUUUGGUUUGCAUUUCUGACAUUGAGUCUUGCCAGUUAUAUGUAGUCUGUUACUUGCCUGAGUGUGUUUUAGGGUUCAGUUUAUUAUUACUCAAUCAUGAACACUUCAACAGUAACCAUUAUUCAUCAUUCUUGUGUCCUUAAGACCUAGAACCGUGUAUUUGUGCAUAUAGAAUUAUACACAUGUAGAAGACAUACGAUUUUCAAACAUUUUGCGUUAUUAAGCAUGACCAAAUUUCAAACAAAGAAACUGGUGCUUUGUGAAAGAAUAGCAACACUGAUGACAUUUCUUUUUUGAAGUUUCUGAAUUUUAGCACCCACACAUUCAGUUCUUGAAGAGAUGAAUUAAUAGUGACAAGGGUUAUUAUGAAGCAGAAACUUGUCAAUGCUGUAUUAGCUCAAUUGUAGCAUUGUUUUAUCCAUAUCUGGUCACAUCUCAGGCUGGGUGUGGUAUUAAAUGAAAGGAAUGAGAUGAUAUAUUUUUCAGGUACAACUCUUGUUUCACAAGGAAGGAAAACUGAAGGUGUUCACUCCACAGAACGGGGUCAUCUGUGUUUGGUACGUCCAUUGAAUGAAGUUUAUUGACAUGGCAUAAUUGCUGAAAGAUCACUUUGUUAGAUUUUCUUGAGAGUAAGUUGCUGUGGAUGCAAAGCAGUAUGUUGGUCACAUGGACAUAUUUUGUCCAUUCUGGGUUUCUUUCCCAUUUUGUUUGUAAAUUGUGCUUACACAGUGCUCUGAUGAGGACAUUGUGCGACUGCCAUAUUUGUUUUAUUUUCAAUUUUACUUUUGCAUGUUUGUUACAUUUGUACAGCGGUGUCACAACAAGCUAAUAGUGCCCUGAAAGUGUUCCCAUAUAUUUUUUUUGUUGUGUUUUGUUACCUUUUAAAUUGUUUCAUAGCCUGGGACGUUGAUGCAUUCGAUAGGCAAUUUUUACCUGAGUGACAUAUUCCUCUAAAUAAUCCCAUGAAAGCAAAACUAAACCAUUAACCAUGAAAUAAUAACUGAAAUAUCAUAACCUUGAAGUAUUCAUAUUGGUCACCACUUGGUUGAAACAUACUUACCUCAACUAUAGCUUGUAGUCUCUUUGCAUCAUUUAACCAAUUUAUACACUGUGAUGAAGCAAUAUUUGCUCACUCUUCCUCGCAAAAUUGCUCAGGCUGAGUCAGGUCAGUUAGAGAACGUUAACAAGACAAAAAUGGUUUGUCUUGUUACAGAUUUUCAAAGGGAAUAAGGUCAAAAGAGUGACUUUUGAAGAACAUGUUCAUUGUAAAUCACUCCUGAUAAGUUAUUGUCUACAAAUAUUUAAUACAUAUGUUCUCCCCUCAAGAUAAAUAUAAGUUUUAUGAGGGAUUUUUCUAUUAAGAGCACCACUCAUUUCCCCUGAAUUCGGACAAAUUGCCUGUUCUUGCUGCUGAAAUGUAGUCCCUGCCUCUGGCAUGACUGGUUGACGUGUAUUUAACAGGUGAUCAUAGAAUCUAUAUGUCAAAGGUUCAAUACCUACAAGGCCAAGGUGUCCACUUAUUGAACUUCCAGAUGUCAGAAAAGUCCUGAUUGCUCCUGAUUCUGUGAUCUUUUGAUUUUCUAGAGGGAAGUUUGUCCCUGCCGUCCACAGGGACGUCAGAGUUUGAGGUAAUUUCUGCAGGUCGGGCAUUCAGGGUUGUGGGGAAAUCAAAGUUUUUACAUUUCACAUCUUGUUGGAAACAAUAAUGCAUUGUUGACAGUCUUUGAAAUUGAUAAGUCUUCUGAAGUUUGGAUCAGUAUUUGACAUGGUGCUCAAGUGUCUGUGGAUGAGAAAAAUGCAAUUUAAUCAAGUUAAACAAUCUUAGACAACCAAAUGUGAAAAAGGUUUGGUGACUGAAUGCUUUUUUUAAGAUACUGAUGUGCUGUAUAUUGAUAUUGGUUAUGCCUGAAUCCAAACUUUUGUUUUCAUAAAUUGAACACAUGAUGUGACAUUUGAUUUAGCCCCGGUUUAAGUUCAGAAAGCGCAACUGUUUCGUAUGCUAUUUCUAUUUAUAUUAGAGAUGUCUAAUGAAAUUACAUUUUAAAUGUUUUGACUUGCAUAGUUCUCAUUAUGCAGGAGACUCCAACUGUUUUAUUCACAAAAGUGUAAUUUACAGUGAAUAUAGUGGGCUAUUUAUUUGUACCACUUUUUCAUUUGCCCUUAUUAAGAAUAAAACAUUUAUAGAAAUUAACAUAUUUUCAACAGUUAAUACACAUUUAUGCCUCUCAUGCCAUUUUAAAUUGUAUCCUUUUAGGUUAAAUGAUUUUAUUAUUUUUCUUAAGCUAUUUGUUGUAUUUUAUUACUUUGGAUAUACACCUUUUUUAAAGGAGAUCCAACAUAAUUUUACCAGUUUGAAGGGUGAACAGAAUGUAAUUGCAAGACCAAUGACAUUUUUAUUUGGACAAACUUUGAAAAAACUACCCAUGGGAAUUCAGCAUGUUUCAAUCCAAACUGCCUGUGUGUAAAUCAUCCCAUAAAAAUGUGUAGAAAAGCCACAGCUCUUAUGUGUUAUUUAUCCCCCAUAUCUGUAUAAUAUUUGUCAUAUUUGAUGUAAAUGAUGGCACUUCACACUCCUGACUGAAGGAAAUCCGUUUAGUUUAUGAGCUAGUCACACAUGCCAGUAUAGAAUCAAAAAUCAGAAAUGUGUCUGUUUUUAAUUUGUUGGAUAUUUUUCACAUAAUUAAGAAGGCUGACACGUUUUGUUUUUUUCCCCACCCAUAUUUACUUGUGUUUGCAAGGAGAAUAUACUUUGCUGUAGCAAAUUUUAUGUAACAAAGGAUAUG
This is a messenger RNA of Anoplopoma fimbria (sablefish), 4525 nucleotides long. It is a transcript of the gene prkacba, whose product is annotated as protein kinase, cAMP-dependent, catalytic, beta a. The transcript is spliced from 10 exons. The coding region runs from base 250 to 1305 and encodes 351 amino acids. Lineage: Eukaryota; Metazoa; Chordata; Actinopteri; Perciformes; Anoplopomatidae. Gene Ontology annotation, cellular component: cAMP-dependent protein kinase complex; nucleus. Gene Ontology annotation, molecular function: ATP binding; cAMP-dependent protein kinase activity. The record is from RefSeq and is a predicted model, not a curated record. Gene Ontology annotation, biological process: peptidyl-serine phosphorylation.